Molecule: messenger RNA, 1077 nt
Organism: Colletotrichum orchidophilum
Lineage: Eukaryota; Fungi; Ascomycota; Sordariomycetes; Glomerellales; Glomerellaceae
Exons: 2
Coding region: 1-1077 (358 amino acids)
Source: RefSeq, a predicted model, not a curated record
AUGAGCCAGCAGAAUCAGGUCGUCUCAUCAACUAGACCUAAUGGCCUGCAAUAUUCCUUCGGGACGAAUGGCGCUGGUCACUCAUUCACUUGGAGCCCUCCGGCCCCUUCGGGGUCGCUGGAUCAACUAGACCAUGAUAAGAUGCCCCAUGGAAAGCGCCGAAGGCUUAAUGAGGUGCAAAUCAACCUUGCGGUGCAUGGAGUCGCCAAGAUCCGGCUCGGGGAAGACACGACACUCGAUUUCACAUCGUAUUAUCAAGAGGCAGAGAAGAAGCUUUUGGACGUCAAAGCUGAGCAAGCCCAGCUUCUACGAAGGCUUGAUGAAGCCGGCGAGGGCCACAAGAAGACUCUUUCGAAUGUCAAAGCUGAGCGAGACGAACUUUCACGCCAGCUUAUUGAAGCCACUAAGGAUCACGACAAGACUAUUUCCGAGGUCAAAGCUGAGAGAGAUCAACUUCGGCAUCAGCUUAAAGAUGCCUCCAAAGAACAUGAGAAGACCAGGCAGGAACUGCGGAAUUUGCAAGCGCAAAUAUCGCAAAAAGCUUCCCUCAAUGCCGCGAGAAUCGGUUUACACCAAAGGCGUGCGAUGAAAGCUAAAACAAAGCUAAUAGAAUCCCACAGUAAGCAGCUCGCAGAUGACGCUGGGAAGAUCGAGAUGCUCCAGAAGGAGCUCCAGAUGUCUGAGGACACUCAUCAAGCUGUCGCAGGCGUAUUGAAGAUGCGAGAGAGUGAGCUUAAAGCUUGUCAAGACGAAUAUGCCAGGAAGUUUGAAGAACUCAACGUGACCAACACAAAAAGUGUCGUCGAGAAAAUGAGUUUGGGAGGAAGUGUAUCCGUAAUUUCGGGGCCUCAUUGGACCCUCGACGAGCGGUCUGAUGCCGAGAUCAUGACGGCAAAACUUCACAUUGAGAGAUGGCAUCUUCAAAUCAUUCCCAACUACGAGAAGAAACAUUUGGAAGAAAAAUUGGGGGCAGUCGAUCUGCUAUGCGGCCUGCAAAUGACCACGGACAAUGACGAGACCCCCUCCUCCAACGAGGCUAUCGUCGAAAAAGUGGAAGACUGCGCGAGGAUCACUUGA